This is a messenger RNA of Homarus americanus (American lobster), 1482 nucleotides long. Its product is annotated as zinc finger protein 628-like. NCBI's taxonomy places the organism in Eukaryota, Metazoa, Arthropoda, Malacostraca, Decapoda, Nephropidae. Gene Ontology annotation, cellular component: chromosome. Gene Ontology annotation, biological process: regulation of transcription by RNA polymerase II. The record is from RefSeq and is a predicted model, not a curated record. Bases 1 to 1482 code for a protein of 493 amino acids. Gene Ontology annotation, molecular function: chromatin insulator sequence binding. The transcript is spliced from 2 exons.
AUGCUGGUGAAUACUAACAACAGUGAAGAGAUGAUCGUGUCGCCAGGCGGAAGUACAUCUGCCAGCGCGAGCGACGGAGAAGAUAGUAAGGGUCGGGUGUUUGUUUGCACUAUGUGUUCCUACCGUACUGACCGCAAGAACAACCUCAAGCGUCACAACCUCACCAUGCACGAGAUGUCUCCUGCGUUACUUGAGUGCUGUGGCUUCCGCUUCCUUAACAAGGCCGAGCUGAGGAUGCACACGCAGAAGUUUCAUCGGGACGGCUACCACUGUACUGUGUGCAGCCGCGUCUUCUGCCGUAAGGCUCUCCUCAAACGACAUUACUCCGUGCACUCAGGAUACAAAGAGUUUUCCUGUCGUCAUUGUUCCUAUGAAACUAGUCACAAGAGUAACCUAGAACGUCAUAUGCGUGUUCACCAAAAAAAUGGUGGACCGUUACCGCGUCAUUUACUGGAUAGCGGAUACCUGCCAGAGCUACAUCAGCAAAGUCCCCCCUUUCCACCCACCAUGGCUCUGCAUAACCCCUUGUUGCCCGCCCAACCCUUCCAACUGUACACUGAUCAUCAUACAGGCCAGCUCUUGUACCCAACGCCGAAGAACGCUCCGUCUCCCUGGACGAUCUUCCCCGCGCUGCCGCCGCCGCCACCACCACCACCACCCCCCCUGCCCACAACUCUGCCCCAACAUCACCCAUACACAUCUCAAGCAGCUUACCUACCUAGUCAAAACCCUCACACACAUUACUUUAAGCAGGCCAGACUCUCUCCUAGGAGGAGCGGUCCUUCCCACAACUUCAGCGUCUCUGCGCUGCUUGGAGAAGACCACCAGAAGCGGGAGAGAGACAUGUCAGCGCUGGAGCCGGUCGCACCCUCCGCCGCUCACGUCCACGGUUCCUCCUCCAAGGCGGUCAUCCCGGAGAGCUGCGCCCCCACCAUCACCUCUCACGGCAACAUUCCUUCAACACACGCCUACACAUCUAGCGGAGUUGUCAGACCCACGCCCGUUCACGCCCGCUCUCCCUCCUUUGCCCUGGACUUGACUCGCGCCAGUUCCUCUACGGACAUGCAGGCGUGUGUCUGUGAGUACUACUGUCACCAGGCUGCCCCAGUCCCCAGCUUGUCUCUCCAUCUCUCUCCUCGGCCCCCUGUCCCCGUCAACACCCUCCCCCAUACCUUCAGCACGCCCAGUACCGGCAGCGGCUCCCCCACACCACCUCUUGCUCAAAAUCCCCAGAGGGACCUUCAUUACGCAAGUGAGGCGUCCUCUGGCUACGGAUCUUCCGAGGUGGUGGAGUCACCCAGGUGUCGGGAAGAGGAUCAUCCUCCACAACAGGACCAAAAAUGUGUCCAGAACCUGAAACCACACUUACAGCACCACCUGCCGCCCGAGCACAUGGAGGUCGACCAACAAUAUGUUCCUAAAAAAUUGCGGGCGUCAAAAAAAUUCAAAGAUCUGCAGAAGCAGUCUGGUGAGGGUGUGUGA